Molecule: messenger RNA, 1411 nt
Organism: Erpetoichthys calabaricus (reedfish)
Lineage: Eukaryota; Metazoa; Chordata; Cladistia; Polypteriformes; Polypteridae
Gene: eapp
Product: e2f-associated phosphoprotein
Exons: 6
Coding region: 95-985 (296 amino acids)
Biological process (GO): positive regulation of cell population proliferation
Cellular component (GO): nucleus
Source: RefSeq, a predicted model, not a curated record
GGACUGCAACGGCGGCGGACCGGCGUCUACUUUACAUAGGAAAUCCCAAAGCUUGGCUGGCAGGUUGGUCCACGGACCCGACGAGACACACGCAAUGAACCGAAGGGACGAGUACGACUCUUACGAGAUCGAGGAGCUCAGCGACGAGGAAAGGGCAAGCAGCAGCUCUGAAGAUGAGCUGGACGUGCUGCUUCACGGGACGCCGGACCAGAAGCGCAAACUGCUGCGAGAAUAUCUGACAGGAGAGAGCGAGUCGUCCAGCGAGGAUGAAUUUGAAAAAGAGAUGACGGCCGAACUGGACUGCACCUUGAAGUCCAUGGAGAGCAGCUGGGCCUGUCCUGUGCCAGUGGCCGGCACUUCCAGCCGUACUGAGCAGCAGGUGGCAGAUGGAGCCAAUCAAGCCCAAGAUGGAACGACCACCGAAUAUUAUGAAGACAUCUAUUUUGACAGCGAUUCGGAUGAGGAUGGCGCAGCGAGUCCCCCGGAAAAGAAAAUGAAAGAAAAGAAACUUCAACGCAGGAUUCCCACAAACGACGAGUUAUUUUACGACCCAGAUGAAGAUGACCAGCAUCAAGCCUGGAUGGAUGCUCAAAGACAGGGGUACAGAGUGCAAAACAAGUCCCCAGUCAAAAAUCAGAAGCAGAAAAGGUCUCGGCCGCUUCCCAGCAGUGAUGCCGUUCUCAACUGCCCAGCUUGUAUGACGACCUUGUGCAUUGACUGUCAAAGGCACGAAAAGUACAGAACGCAGUACAGAGCCAUGUUUGUGAUGAACUGCACUGUAAAUAAAGACGAGCUCUUAAAAUACAAGAUGCCUAAAGAAAGAAGGAGGAGGAAGAACAAAGUCAGGAAAUCGGGUGAAGAGAACGAGGCGCAGCAUGAAGAGCAGUACCAUCCUGUGAAAUGCUCCGAGUGCUCCACAGAGGUGGCCGUCUUCGACAAAGACGAGGUUUAUCACUUCUUUAACAUCCUCGCCAGUCACUGCUGACCUGUAAGACCUGAGCGCCGCCGCUUGUUCCUUUCAGACUCUUUCAUUCACUUCUGUAAGUCGUCCUUUUAUUAUGAGGUGCAACGCUGGCAGGAGCUUUUUGGUACCCGUUAACACUUUUGGAGUGUAAGUUAGACUCGUUUGUACGGCCUGCGGACUCGACCGAAUUUGUUUUAAUGGACUUGCAGAAUUACUUUUAAAGGUUGAAGCCAUUGACCCUUUUAAGAACAUUAAAGUGUGAAUGGACCCUCACUACAUCUUUGCACUACUGAAUGAGUGACAAAGCACCGCGUCUCCUGAUUUGGUCCUGAUGUUUGUUUGUAGCGCCCGCUACACACUUUGAGGGGGGGGGGGGAAACCAAAUUCUUGUUUUGUGUUCCAAAAGAAAGUGCCCAAAAAAUAUUAAAGAGGGGCUUCACCAUCCGC